Centropristis striata (black sea bass) is the source of this 2220-nucleotide messenger RNA. Its product is annotated as zona pellucida sperm-binding protein 4-like. The coding region runs from base 102 to 1517 and encodes 471 amino acids. The transcript has 8 exons. Lineage: Eukaryota; Metazoa; Chordata; Actinopteri; Perciformes; Serranidae. Gene Ontology annotation, biological process: binding of sperm to zona pellucida; prevention of polyspermy. The record is from RefSeq and is a predicted model, not a curated record. Gene Ontology annotation, cellular component: egg coat. Gene Ontology annotation, molecular function: structural constituent of egg coat; acrosin binding.
AUCAACCACAGCAACCAAAGCUGCCGCAGCAAACAAGACCACAGGUAUUUCUUCAGUACUUUAGGCAACAGGUCCAGCCUCAGCUCGAACGAAAACCUCAAAUGUAUCCACGAGGAUUUCCAGAGUUCCAGUCUCCCGAAAAACCAGAGGUCUCUGAACCGCAACAACCACAUCAACAAUAUCAACCGCAGCCAUAUAAACCACAGCAACCACAUCAACAGUAUCAGCCACAGCAGCCAUAUCAACCACAGCAGCCACAGCAGCCAUAUCAACCACAGCAGCCAUAUCAACCACAGCAGCCACAGCAGCCACAGCAGCCAUAUCAACCACAGCAGCCACAGCAGCCACAGCAGCCAUAUCAACCACAGCAGCCACAGCAGCCAUAUCAACCACAGCAACCACAGGCGCCUUCCAAACACCAGCAAAGUGUGUCAGUGCAGCCUUCUACCCAGAGUUGUGAUGUAGCAGGGAGCCAUAGAGUCCCAUGUGGAGGUUCUGAUAUCUCUGCUGCUGCAUGUGAAGCAAAUAGCUGCUGCUUUGAUGGCCGACAGUGCUAUUUUGGAAAAGCAGUGACUGUCCAGUGCACCAAGGAUGCUCAGUUCAUCGUUGUCGUGGCCAGAGAUGCCACUCUGCCCAACAUUGACCUUGAGUCAAUCUCACUGUUGGGACAAGGUCAAGGCUGUACUCAUGUUGACUCUAACUCAGAGUUUGCUAUCUACCAAUUUCCUGUUUCUUCAUGUGGCACUGUUGUUAUGGAGGAGCCUGGUGUUAUAAUCUAUGAGAACAGGAUGUCUUCCUCAUUUGAAGUGGCAGUUGGGUCUCGUGGAGCCAUUACCAGGGAUAGCCACUAUCAAUUGCUCUUCCAGUGUAGGUACAUCGGCACCUCUGUUGAAACGUUGGUUGUAGAAGUACCAAUACAAGAUCCUCCUCUACCAGUUGCUGCUCUGGGACCCAUCACAGUACACCUGAGGUUGGCUAACGGACAAUGUAAUACAAAGGGUUGUAAUGAAGUGGAUGCGGCCUAUAGCUCUUUCUACACGGAGGGAGACUAUCCUGUGACCAAAGUACUGAGAGACCCUGUUUAUGUGGAGGUUCAACUUCUGGAAAAGACAGAUCCCCUCCUUGUCCUUACUCUUGGUCGCUGUUGGACAACAACAAGCCCCAACCCUCAUAGUCUGCCACAGUGGGACAUUCUGACAAACGGGUGUCCAUACAGGGAUGAUCGCUACUUGUCCUCACUGGUUCCAGUCGGUCCCUCCUCUGGUGUGGACUUCCCAAGUCAUUACAGGCGUUUCAUCUUCAAAAUGUUCACCUUUGUGGACACCAAUUCAAUGGACCCCCUGAGGCAACAGGUGUACAUUCACUGCAGCACAGCUGUGUGCGAUGCUAAACCAGGUGCCAACUGUGAACCAUCAUGCUACAGAAAGAAGAGAGAUGUCAAGGCUGUGGAGCAGAGGAAGGAGCCAAUGGUUGUGGUUUCUACUGGACCAGUGACCAUGAACGCUCCUGGGGAGUAAACAGCAGUGUCAAGCUCAAGAAUUUGGCUGAGAAUUGGCUGAGAUGUAUUAAAUGAUUUGGAACAUUAACAUGGCUCAGUUAUUAGUGAUACAAAUAAAACAAGACAAUGUAUGUAUUUGUAAUGUAAUGUUUGCAUUCAGAAAAACAGUCUAUAAAAACUUACAGGUUAUUAAUCUUACUAAUGCAAUCCAAUACAAUACAAAAUAAGUUCCCCUGUAUAAAUCAUUUAUCUACUAGGUUCAGUUUUUUAGACACUAUUAGUCAUUGAGGUGCCGACUAAACUGGUGAUGAUUAAGGUUGUAUUUAGUAGUGAGGUUGUAUUGGUUUGCUUUGUAUUAAAAUAUUUCCAUUGUUUAGUUAGCUCUCCUUUAUAGGAGGCAAACCGAAUAACAGAAACAUCUCUCAAUAAAAUCCAUUUCAGCAACUAACUACAGCAUCAAAAACAGCUAUAGUUAAGCAACUCUUGCCUGACACAGGCCAACAAAAACUGUAAUUUGAAAUACAUUUUAAUCUCACAAAGCAUAGUGUUGGGCUGGACUAUAUAGUAGUACUGUAUUGGUAAAUAAGGAUUUGAAAUUAAACAUAAUACUUUGCUUGAAAGGGUUUAGAAAUGCUCAGAAGAUGCAAUUGAUUGGUUGUAACAGUAGUGCAAAUCAGUGAAAUGUUAAUAAACAUGGACUGCUGGUAUCAAUACUGGAUUUU